UAAUGUGAAAUCUCAGUCAUAAAUUAGGUGAGUAGAGCACAGCAAUCUCAUCACCUCAAAGCAGCAUUACCACAUUGAUACACUCUACAACAAUGGCAGCUACAAAACUCAUUUUAGCUCUUCUCCUCUUCCUUCUAGUUUGUAGCUCCAGUAUUGCCAGCAGCAAAAACAGCAGAAGACCCAAGCCAUGUAGAAGGCUAGUGCUCUACUUCCAUGACAUUAUAUACAAUGGAAAGAACGCAAAGAAUGCAACAUCAGCAAUAGUGGGUUCACCAGCUUGGGGUAACAAGACCAAUUUGGCUAUACCAAAUCGUUUUGGAGACGUGGUUAUUUUUGAUGACCCCAUUACUCUAGACAGCGAUCUUCGCUCCACCCCCAUCGGACGAGCACAAGGGCUUUACUUGUAUGACAAGAAAGAAAUUUUAACUGCUUGGUUUGGUUUCUCUUUUGUUUUCAACUCAACACAGCUUAAGGGUACUAUAAACUUUGCUGGGGCGGAUGAUAUAAUGAAGACUACUAGAGAUCUUUCUGUUGUCGGCGGUACCGGUGAUUUCUUCAUGACUCGAGGGAUAGCGACAUUGAUGACCGAUGCAUACGAGGAUGAUCGGUACUUCCGGCUUCGUGUUGAUGUUCAAUUAUACGAAUGCUUUUAGCGAAGGACUCUGUCGGUGGUUUUAAUUUGGUUUUGUUGUGCUUUGCUUUGUGUGAUGCAAUUUUAAUUUGUGAUGGGUGUGCUUUUUUCAGCUAAGGUAAAAGAAGUGUUAAUUGAGCCAUGGCACGAUUGACAAUUUUAUGGUUGUAUUUGUAUGUUUCUUUUCUUAAUGUAAUUGCAUGAUUAGUGUGUUUAUUAUUAUGAAUAUAUUAUUAAAUAGAUAUUCAUCUCCCUA
Molecule: messenger RNA, 887 nt
Organism: Populus trichocarpa (black cottonwood)
Lineage: Eukaryota; Viridiplantae; Streptophyta; Magnoliopsida; Malpighiales; Salicaceae
Product: disease resistance response protein 206
Exons: 1
Coding region: 93-653 (186 amino acids)
Source: RefSeq, a predicted model, not a curated record